Molecule: messenger RNA, 1704 nt
Organism: Gopherus flavomarginatus (Mexican gopher tortoise)
Lineage: Eukaryota; Metazoa; Chordata; Testudines; Testudinidae
Product: syntaxin-binding protein 2-like
Exons: 17
Coding region: 10-1629 (539 amino acids)
Biological process (GO): intracellular protein transport; vesicle-mediated transport; neurotransmitter secretion
Cellular component (GO): plasma membrane; secretory granule
Molecular function (GO): syntaxin-3 binding
Source: RefSeq, a predicted model, not a curated record
GUGCUGACCAUGGACCACCCCAGCACGCACAUCCUCUCGUCGUGCUGCAAGAUGUCUGACAUCGUGGACGAAGGCAUCACGCUUGUGAAAGAUAUUGAUAAGUGCUGGGAGCCAAACCCCAGCCUGGAGGCCAUCUACCUGCUCAGCCCUGUGGAGAAGUCAGUGCAGACUCUGAUCAGUGACUUCCAGGGCACCCCCACCAACUACAAGGCGGCUCACGUCUUCUUCAUCAGCCCCUGUCCUGAGCCUCUGUUCAAGGAGCUGAGGAAGUCACGGAUCACCAAGGCCAUCAAAACCCUCAAGGGGAUCAACAUGGCCUUCCUGCCCUACGAGAGCCAGGUAUACUCCCUGGACGGGCCACAGACCUUCCACAUCUGGUUCAGCCCCUACUGCUUCUGGGAAAAGGACAAGCAGCUGGAGAUGCUGGCAGAGCAGAUUGCCACGUUGUGUGAAACCCUGGAGGAGUAUCCAGCGAUCCGCUACUGGAACAUGGGAGAGGGCCCUGACAAAGCCCACUCUCAGCUGCUGAUUGUGGACCGAAGCUUCGACCUGGUGUCCCCACUGCUGCACAAGCUCACCUACCAGGCCAUGGCCUACGACCUGCUCAGCAUUGAGAUCAACACGUACAAGUAUGAGACAACGGGGACCAGCGACUCGCAGGAGAAGGAGGCGCUGCUGGAUGAAGAUGACAAACUCUGGGUGCAGCUACGCCACAUGCACAUCGCUGACUUCUCCAUGAAGGUGACGGAGCUGCUGCGCACAUUCUCUGAGAGCAAGAGGCUGACCACGGACAAGGCCACCAUCGAGGACCUGUCCCAGAUGGUGAAGAACUUGCCCCAGUACCAGAAAGAGCUGAACAAGAUAAAGGGGCUGGAGCUGUUAUACUCCACACACCUGAACCUGGCUGAGCACUGCAUGUGGGACUUCAAAGGAUCGGUGGAGAAGCUGUGCAGAGUGAAGCAGGACCUGGCCAUGGGGACUGACAUGGAUGGGAAGAAGAUCAAGGACCCCAUGAAGAUCAUCAUACCCAUCCUGCUGGACCCCAGCGUGCAGGCGUAUGACAAGCUCCGCAUCAUCCUGCUCUACAUCUUGAAGAACGGUGUGAGCGAGGAGACCCUCCGCAAGAUGAUCCAGGAUGCCAGCAUCCAGCAGCAGGGCAACAUCAUCCACAAUACGCAGCUCCUGAGCACCUCCUUCAUGCCUGGGGCAGGGCCUGGAUCUGCCCGCAGCAUGGAAAGGGCACUGAGAGUUCCUGCUGCUUGGCCCCUGCUGAGCUGUCCUCCCCCCCCCCCGCCUUCUCCCCAGGAUAUCAUUGAGGACAGACUGGACAGGGAGUUGUGGCCCUUCGUGUCGGACCCGGUCCCUUCCACCAGCUCCCAGGCUGCUGUCAGCGCCCGCUUUGAGCAUUGGCACAAGAACAAGCCAGCAGCUGAGUACCCGACGGGCCCAUGCCUCAUCAUCUACAUGCUGGGUGGGGUGUCCAUGUCUGAGAUGCGCUGCGCCUACGAAGUGACCCAGGCCAGCGAGGGCAAGUGGGAGGUGGUGAUCGGUUCCAGUCACAUCCUGACCCCCAAGCGCUUCCUGGAUGAUGUCCAAACCCUCAACCAGCUGGUCCCCAAGGAGGCCUAGAAGCAGUCCCCUCCCCCCAGAGACUCUGCCCCCCACAGCUCGCUGCCCCCAGCUCCACCUGCUUUUCUCAACAAG